Molecule: messenger RNA, 9541 nt
Organism: Drosophila santomea
Lineage: Eukaryota; Metazoa; Arthropoda; Insecta; Diptera; Drosophilidae
Exons: 11
Coding region: 1690-9402 (2570 amino acids)
Source: RefSeq, a predicted model, not a curated record
UUGAAGGAAGCGGAUGCAAAGUGUUUAGUGCGUAAUAAAGUUAUUGGGAAAACCAUACAUCGCGUGUGUUUGAACGUGUUGAAAGUCGGUUUCUAAUAAAUGUAAAUACAUAAUAAAUGUGAAGUGGCGAAAACGAAAGGGCUUAAGUGCAAGUAUGUGGCACAGCUUGCGCGGUUUCAACCGCACAAAACAGAGAGAGAGAGACAGAUUCGUUGUGUUUAAAAGAAGCAAAGUGACGAGUAAAGUUAACGGCUGUAACCACAAACAGCAUGUUUACCUUUUUCGCGUAUGUAUUGCUGCAAGUGGGCAAUGCAAAAGAGGCAGCAAACGGAGACGCAGGACGCGAGUCCAAAUCAAAAGCAAAUCUUGUUACGACAAAUUUCAGCCACUGUGCGACCGAGUGAAACAAAGACCAUCGUCAGCGAUGUCGAGAAGAAGGACGUGACCGGCGGGGUUCGGGACUCGACGACAUCCGAUGCGACUCCAUUGCGAAAUCAACGAGAGCUGGGAAUUAAUGCGAAAAGAGAAAACACUGCCGGUUGUUGAUGUUUUUGGUUCUUGGAGCGAUUGAAACUGGGCAGGAUUUUCCGUAAGACGCUGUCGCGCAGAACUUCACUCGAUUUCCGUUGCGUGCACUUUUGCGGCCGGCUUUUCCAUUUUGCGCAUGGUAAUGGAGCUGGCCAGCAUAGCAGAAAUGCAGGCCGCAGAAGCCAUGACCGCACUUUUAAUCAAAGUGAAAACUAUGAAAAUUUAUAAAAUAAUUCUCGUAAACGAGCUGGGGAAAAGAAGGAGACCUCCUCUAAGCAUGCAAAAACCGAAUUUGUGCAAGGACCUGUCACUGCAGCCCUCAAAAAAGGCUGCAGCCAGCCACACCCCAGAAACCAAACAUCCUCUGAUACAAGGACCUCCAGCUCCUUGCCCCCCCUAAGCUCCCCUCAUCCAACAACCUCACGCUCUGGCUGCCGCUUGUGUUUGUGUUUGUGUUUGGAUUUUCGGUUGCUCGGGGGUUUUUGGGGAACUGCGAGCUGGAAGCUGAGAACUGAGAAUUGAGAGCUGGGAAAUGGGAAAUGGGAGUUACCCCCCUCUGUGUGUGGAUAUUUGCAUGAUAUAUGCAGUUAUAAUAAACCACAAGAGCUGCUAAAGCAACAGCAGCCACAGCCAACUAGACGGGGACGGGGACGAGGAAGAGGACGAGGACGAGGACGAGGCACAGGAGGUCCCAGCCAGGACCUGGCAAACAAAUGCCCAUGCUCAACGGUGCAUAUGAAGGCAAAUGGCAAACAGGAGCCACCAUAACACUGGCCAUCCAAAGGAGCCUCGCUCGUGGGCCACCAAACUGCAACUGCAACUGGAGCUGCAACUGCCGAUCGGAAUUUUGACAUACAUAAAUUACGCCGCCAGGUGGAAUAUCAUUGGACUAGCGUCGAAACUUGAAGGCAGCUCUUGCCGUACAUUUGGUAUAAUUUGUAGCAUUAUUUGAUGGUCUUUUUUUUUUUUGGUAACUUUUAGUAUUAAAUAUUUAUUGAUAUCGUAGACGUCUUUGGCGAUUAAUCCAGGUAGCCCUGACAUAUACGUCAACGAGUUGAGAGCUGUCAAUGGAAUGAGGUUGCAGUAAUUCAGUAAUUUUAGCUCAGUUGGCAGGAGAACAUCACUGCUGAACGAAAAAAUAUAAAUCGACCUCACACAAUCAUGAGUUAUCACCGAAACAAUGGAAACGCGGCUGCAUAUGACCACUAUGGUUUCGCUAAUGCAGACAAUCGGACUGAAGACAAUUUGCGGAGCUCUCAUUCGCAGGCCAAUCGGAUCAGGCCAACUCCAGGAGAAACUAUGGAUUUCGAUCUUAUGAACUUCGUCUCACAGCAUGCGAACUACGUCGAUGUCCAUGCCGAAACCAGGAUGCAAUUUCCGGAGCCGCUCAACGACUACCAAUUUGAUUGGAGCUCCAUUGGAUUGGACGAACAUCAGGGUGCGAAUCAGGGUGCCAUUAGGCAGCAUCUGAACCAGCUGAACCAGGCGCCAACCGAAAAUGUGAUCAAACAGGAUGUACGACGGGGUGUUGCUUUUUCGAGGAUGGCUGUAGAACCAACGACAUCGCAGGAUCCCACUCAGCUGGGUAGAGCCGAAUCGUCAAGGAAGAAUGUAGAGGAAAAUCAAAUUGACGAUACUCAGUUCCUGAGCGAAUUAGAAUCUCUAAUUGAUGGUCAGUCAACGAAAUCAAAGUCAUCCAAGCCAAAGAAAAAGAAAAAAUCGAAAUCUGAACAUAAACAUAAGCCAAUUAAAAUGGCAGCAAAUUCAACAGGCAAUGAAUUACCAAGCGCAUACUGUGGUAACACAGCACAGUCAACUGAUAUACAAUCCAAUACGAAUGCCAAUUCCUUCAAUUCUGAUAUGCCCAUUUCUGAUGUUGCACAAUCCAACAGAAAUGCUAAUUCAGUUUAUGACACAACUCGAAAUGCUAAUUCAGUUUAUGACACAACUCGCGGUACAAACAUGGAUGUAGAACAAUUACCAACUACGUCCAAUGAUAUAACCAAUCCGGCAACUGAUUUAGAACCUAAUAUGGAUAUUAAUUCAGUUUAUGAUUUAAUUGAUGAUUUAAAUUUGGACUUUGAUCAACUACCAACAACUUCCGAUAAUAUAGCAGGACACCCAAUGGACAUACAAUCUAAUAUGGAUGCUAAUUCCGCAUAUGAUUUAAUUAGCGACAUAAAUGUGGAUUUCAAUCAAUAUAGCCGAACAUAUACGGCACCUGCCAAGCCAACUAGAGGCUCCAUUUACAAGAUCAAAAAGCCCAGGCCCGUCAAAAGAACUAUUCCGGCUCCAUCGAAGCCCAGUAUUGCCCAAAUGAUGCGCGAGGCUGCCAAAAAGGAAAGGGCGGCUGCCAGACCGCAGAGACCGAAGAAGACCAAGGCGACCAAGGGGACCACAGAACCAGAACCAGUUCCAAAUCUUCCAAACUUCAAUCUGCUGCCUGCAGACCCAUCUGAGCCAGACCAUUUUCAAGAAAAUUAUGACGAGUUCAUGCUGCAGCAACCCCCUAUACCAACCGAAUUUAUAAGCCCCAUUAAAACCGAAGAUUUGAUGCAAACGAUUCCGCAGAUUCCAGCAGUGCCUGUUGCUUCAAAUUUACCAGUACGAACAAUCGGAAAGGUAAUAAAGCCUCCAGCCAAGCGCACUUACACAAAGAAAGCCAAUAAACCCACGACUACGCCACCGAAUGUAAAGAUUCCAACAGUGCCUGUUGCUCCCAUUCGAUCAAUCGGAAAGGUAAUUAAGCCACCAGGCAAGCGUACUUACACAAAGAAAGCCAACAAGGCCAUGAAUACAAAUACACUUCAAGAAAUUCAUACCGAGGUCAUGGUGCCACAACCUACCAUACCAACUGAACUUGUGGAGCCCAACGGAACUAAUUUUGUGAUGCCACCAAAUCCGGCUCCAAAUUUACCAAUACGAUCAAUCGGAAAGGUAAUUAAGCCUCCAGGCAAGCGUACUUACACGAAGAGAGCCAAUAAGGCCAUGAAUACGGAUAUACUUCAAAAAAAUCAUACCGAGGUCAUGGUGCCACAACCUACUACACCAAAUGAACUCGUAGACCCCGUCGGAACUGAUGUGGGCAUCCCACCGAUUCCGCAGAUUCCUGUUGCUUGUGUUGCUCCGAAUCUACCUAUACAAUCGAUCGGCAAGGUUAGUAAGCCCAGAGCUCCCAGAAAGAAACCUGUUAAGAAGGUUCCCGAUCAGGAACCGCAGCAGAAUAUACCUUUUGGAGUUCCGGCAGAGCAAGAAGCUCCUCCAAUCGAGGCACCUAAGCCUCGAGUCAAACGAACUUACACGAAGAGAGCCAACAAGGCCAUGAAUACAAAUAUACUUCAAGAAAAUCAUACCGAAGUCCUGGUGCCAGAACCUACUAUACCAAUUCAAACGGGUGAGCCCCUCGGAACUGAUGUGGGGAUCCCACCGAUUCAGCAGAUUCCAACAGUGGCUGUUGUUCCGAAUUUAUCCGCACAACCGAUCGACAAGGUGAUCAAACCCAAAGCUCCCAGAAAAACACCUGCUAAGAAGAUGCCCAUUCUGGAAUCGGGCACGGAUAUACCAACUGAGAUAUCGCCGGAAGGAGAAACUGCUCAAAACAAACCGAAGCCUAAACCAAGAGCACCGAGGGUACCCAAGGAACCUAAAGCGCCAAAGGUGCCGAAGACACCUAAAGUACCAAAGGCACCCAAGGUACCAAAAGAACCUAAGGUACCAAAGGCACCGAAAGAACCUAAGGUACCAAAGGUACCGAAAGAACCUAAGGCACCCAAGGUACCGAAAGAACCUAAGGUACCAAAGGCACCGAAAGAACCUAAGGUACCAAAGGCACCAAAAGAACCUAAAGUACCAAAGGCACCGAAAGAACCUAAAGUACCAAAGGCACCGAAAGAACCUAAAGUACCAAAGGCACCGAAAGAACCUAAGGUACCAAAGGCACCGAAAGAACCUAAGAUACCAAAGGCACCAAAAGAACCUAAGGUACCGAAGGCACCUAGGGCACCUAAGGUAGCCAAAACACCUAAGGAACCAAAGGCUCCCAAGACUCCGAAGCAGCCCAAGAUGCCAAAAGCAGCACCAAGGCAACCUAAGACAUCCAUGAACGAAGCACCGAACAGCGUACAGGUACCGCUUCCCAUUCAGCCUGUCUGCCCAGAAACAACCAUCGAUCCCAUGCUCUUAAAUAAUCCCACUUGCGUGGAUCCUAUGUCUAUGCCUGUAAUAUCAACACUUUGCCAAAUACUCAUUCAGGGGCCGAUAACACCCAUAUCGCCAAUUAAAUCCUUUGUGCCAAUUGCUCAAAAUCCUGCUCCGCAUCACGUAGAGGGCUCCAAUGUGCCACAAGUUGGCGAGGAUCGUCCAAACUGGCCGACUAUCUCGUGCGAGGCCAGUGUGAAAGCUACUCCACGGGUCCCAACAAUGGGCAAGAACAUAAAUAAUGUGACUGCAGAGAUAAAAAAGAAACAAUUACCGAAGGAAAAGGUUGAAAAAGCAGAAAUAUCAAGUCUUAACGGUAGCAGGAAAGUUCAAGACACUGCUAUUUCAAACGGCGCGAUUAGCCAAGAUCAUGUUAGAUCACUAUCAAAAUCCCUAUCCGUAUCAAAGCAUUCAUCUCGUUCCUCGUCAUCAAGUUCUUCAUCAAGUUCUUCAUCAAGUUCUUCAUCAAGUUCUUCAUCAAGCUCAUCGUCAAGCUCUUCAUCCGGGUCAUCCAGUUCGUCCUGCUCGACUUGCUCCAGUUCCGACUCUUCCACAUCAACUUCCAACUUGAAUUCGUCACGAUCUUCACGGGCACGGUCCCGGCAUUCCCAAUUGCCAAAGUCUACGUUGGCAAACAAGUCGGUUCCACUUCUGGAGGAGCCAAUUGCAGCAAAUGCGAAAAUAAAUUUGCAGUUGGGCCAACCAACCCGGCUAGACUCACUAUCGCCACCAAGCACGCACAAGCCGAUUUGUAUAACAUUCGGAGAGCAUUUGAAAAAUCUGACAACUGCGCAGAUUCGGCCCAUAUCGCCGAUGUCAAAGCAACCAUGUGAUGACUUUGAGUUCAACUUGCCAGCGCCCAUGUUGUCCGAGGAGUCGUCCAGUUCAUCUUCGUCGGAGAGCGACGACGAAUCCAACGUGAAUUGUCAGAUGACACCAAAUUUUCAUGCUGUUUUGCCAAUGAUACCGCCACCUAAACCAUUCGAGAAAACACUUCAAAGGUCUUCCCUCAGAGAGUCCAGCCCAAUUCAACCAUACUUGAAAGCUUGCAAACCUGAAGUUCCCCCAGCACCGGCUUCCAUAUCAUCAGAUGAAGCCGCACUUCGCUCCUGUGCUCCAAGAGCCUUUAAGCCUGAUUUAAACAAACCGAGUCAUGAAGCGAGGAACGUUAGUAUCAAUUCUCAGAAAGUGGUCUCGCAAGACCCAAGUAAAAUAACUCUGAAGAAAUGUGCCACUGAACUAUACAUUCCAAUGGAAACAAAUUCUGGGGCUCAAUUGCCAAUUCAGAAUCCCAUUGAAGUGCCCAAUUCGAAAGCUUCUUUACCGUUUCCUGUAAAUUUAAAUUACAACUCAGAGAAAGAAACACACGAUAAACCUCCUAAUGCUAAAAUGGUAGAACCAUUUAAAAAGCCCAGUAAUUCAAUGAUUUCUAUACCAGUCGUCGAUUUUCCGUCCCUUAUGAAUGCACCAAAAAAAAAUCUGUCCGAUGAACCGAAUAAUGAAAAUAUCAAUAUCCAGAUACGGGCUUUACUAGACCUGAAGCAAAAAUCAUUGGUGAGAAGUUCCAUUGUAAAGUUUAGUGUGCCUGGAGUUGAAACCAACCAAACAACACAACAUUCUGAUUCCCUAAUAGGAAUCGAGGAGCGCAUUAAAAUCCCUAAACAAAAAGUUUCGCUACCGAUGGAUGUGAAUUCAAUUGAAGAAGCAGCUGAUAAGAUAAGUAAUCCCAAAAUUGUUGAACCAGUAAGCAAGACAUUAAAAGGGAUGCAUAAGCACAAACCAUCGAGGAUUCCAAUAAAAAUCAGACCACCGAGGAAUAAAUAUAUUGAUUACCAGUGGCGGGCUCCAAUGCAGACCAAAAAAAAAUCUUUGAAAGACUGUUCUAGUGUAACUAGUAAUUCGGCAGAUAGUCCAAAUGACCAGGUGGAAAAACAUGAGACUCAACUGGAAGAACUGCCAAUCCAACAGACCACAUCUAAGGCUUACCUACCGAUGGCUCUGAAUUCAAUGAAUGGAUCAGUGGAUAAUGCAUGUAAUCCAAAGAUUACCGCAAAACCGGGCACAGGCGUGAAUCCUCGAAGUUCUACAGUUUGUGGACCGAACUUGAAACUAAAAAAUGAGCACAAAAAAUCUUGGGCCCCAAAUUACCAAGGACUAGAAUCACGGGAGCUAAAGGAGAAUUCAUUAAAUGGAGGUUUCAAUGCAAAAUGUAAUUUACCAGAUAUUCCUAUCAGCCGGAUGGCAAAACAUCCUAAGACUCAAUUUACAAUUGAAAAGCCAUUUAAAGAUUCCGGCUGCGAAGUUUCUCAACCGGUGGCUCUGAACUCUAUUCAGGAACCUGAUGUUAGGACAAGUUAUUCCAAACUAUUUGAACCUGUACACAAGACCGCAAAACUGAUAAACGAAUCACAAUCACAAUCAUGGUCUCCAAACGUAGUCAGUAAAACGAAGAAUAAGAAUGCAAAGGACCAGGACCACAAAGUUCUGUUGGAACCAACAAAAAAGCCUUUCAAAGAAGGUCCUACUGUAAAUUGUAAUUCGGCAGAUAAUCCAACCAAUCAGGUCGUAAAACAAAUCGAAAUGGAAUUGUCAAUCCAGAAGACAGCAUCAACUCUACCGAUGCUUGGAAGUUCAAUGAAAAAUACAGAACCUAAGCCAUAUAAGGCUGACAUUGUUGAAUCAGGAGUGCCUUCAGGAGCCUUGAAGCCCGGUAUUCUUGAAACUUAUUAUUCCAAUAAGCGUAAAUCGAAGGAUGCGAUGAAGUCAAAGCUCUUUACUUCUAAUAUUUCCGAAUCAAAAGAUAUAGCAAAUGUGAAAAGAUUUGAAUCAGAUAUAAAACCGCGUGACUGUAAAAUAUCUGUUCCAGUUAAACGAAAUUUAUCUAAUCCAGUUAUUUUUGAGCUAGAUAUGCAGCCUAGUACUUCUAAUGCUGCUAAGCUAUAUAUUAAUUCAAGUACUUCCAAAGCUGCUAAACCAAAAACUUCUGAACUAAACAUAAAAAAGCGCGGUAAAUCUAAUAUUUCUAAAUGUGAAGUAAAAUUUCCUCAUUAUCAAAUGUCGGCACAGCAAGGGCCCCGCAAAUCAAUUAGCGAACUAGAUUUGAAAUCCGAUGCGAAGUCCAAUAAUUUCAAAGUUGUUCAACCAGAUAUUAAGGCACGUGUUCCUAAAAUGUCAGAAGCAAGUGUCGAACUCGGCAGUCUGAAAAUAUCUGACCCAAAUAUAAAACCGGGUAGCUGUAAUAUAUCUGAUCCAGUUAAACGAAAUGCCUUACAGCCUAUUAUGUCUGAGCCAAAUAAUUUUGAGCUAGAUAUGCAGCCUAGUACUUCUAGAGCUGCUCAGCUAUAUUUAAAUUCAAGUUCUUCUAAAGCUGCCAAGCCAAAAACUUUUGAACCAAAUACUUUUGAGCUAGAUAUGCAGCCUAGUACUUCUAGCACUUCUGCUAAUCCAAAAACUUCUGAACUCAACAUAAAACCUCGUAAAUCAAAAGCUGCACAAAAGCGAUUAAAGCCGGGGACUCCGAAACCAUCGAACAGACAAGUGAAAUCAAAGGCCGCAAAACGUACAAAUGAUGCUGAAAAUAAAGACCCAAUGCAUCAAUUUAAAAUUCCCAAGCUUGGCCCAAAUAUACCUGAGGAAAAAUAUACGGCAGUAAAAGCUGAAGAAGCUAAAACCCGGAUAAAACCCAACUAUUCAGAACAGGUGAACGGAAUGCAACAUUUACCGGAGGUGUACCAGACGCCAAACUAUCAGAAUCUCCAAUACCCCUACUCGCCGAGGGGCUAUUACCCCUAUCAUAGGGUCUACCCAGCGCAGCCCUCAGGCCCUCAGUAUUAUAUGAACCAACCAAUAAGAAUGAAUCAGCCCAUGUACGAAGAGGUGGACCCGUCUUAUCAGAGGCCAUAUCUAAUGCAACGAUUUCAUCCAUAUCACAUUAACCAACCUAUGAGACCCAAUUACCCCUACCAAGGGGAGCCUUCUCCCAGAACCCAUUCGAUGGGUAUUCAUUAUCAGCCCCCCUAUGACACACUCUACCCGAUGAGAAGUAGUGAUUCGUACUAUCAAAGGGGCCGUUCGAACUAUUCCAUAAAUUAUGCUCAACAACCUGUCUAUUCUGUAAGAAACAUUCAACCAAGAAGUUCUGUAGGAAAUCAUCCACUGAAUAUGAUACCUUCCCGUCAAUCUGUCCAUUCCAUUGAUCAUGCUCAAAGGAUGAAUGAACAGAGCACAUUUAAAACGAUCCAAAGAAUUGAUUGUGCUAUUAGAAGCGCCUUCGCUGGUCGGAAAUACAGGACACUCAAGGACCUCAGGGAGCGAACAAAGCUAUCAAAAUAUUGUUUGCGUACGGCUUUUAAGCGAAUUUGCAAAAUCAAGCGUCCCAAGUGGCGUAUCAGCAAGUUUUAUAUGGAGGCCUAUGGGGCUGAAAUGUCGGGUCUCUCCCCAAGCUCCGAAAAUGAUAAACCGUUGGAACUAAACUCAACCUAUCGCACGGUGAUUAGUUCCUAUGCGGAAUGCAAGUUUCUACGCAUGGAGUCUUUAAUGCAGAGAACUGGGUUUGGGAAACACAAACUGAGGCGAAUUCUGAAGAUGAUCGGAAGAAAGCGAUCGACGAAAUGGCGUCUGCUCACUUAUAGGAAGCCGCUUAUUCACUUGCACCGAGGUCACAAGAAAUUUAUGUAGUUUUCCCUUACAUUUAGAAUCGCCUGUCUUAAUAAUGUUACGCAAAAAACUUAUAAAGAAUCUACACUUACACGUUGCACAAUUUAUAAAGAAUUAUAAUUAUAAUUGUUAUUAUAAAACAUUCUAAUAAAAACACCUA